Monomorium pharaonis (pharaoh ant) is the source of this 5755-nucleotide messenger RNA. RefSeq names its product neurotactin (gene Nrt). The transcript is spliced from 7 exons. The record is from RefSeq and is a predicted model, not a curated record. Lineage: Eukaryota; Metazoa; Arthropoda; Insecta; Hymenoptera; Formicidae. The coding region runs from base 582 to 2759 and encodes 725 amino acids.
UUCUAAUAGAUUUUAAUUUUAUCGUAUGUUAUUGUAAUUUUAUCAUAUGUUAAAUAUUGCUGAAAAUGGCCAUUAGCAUUAACAAUAGGAUUUUUUCACAUCUUCAGUUACAUCGUCAAUCUCUCUCUUGUCUAAAGAUACUUUAUAUGCUUUAUUCUGAUAUUCAUAUAGCCAUGAUCUGGACUAGAAAAUCCUUUCGACCCAUAUUUCAAUACGGCACUGACCAAGCAUUCUUCCUGCCGCUGCCGGCCCAAAGCCCAAACGUUCAACGGUAGCGCCAGUCGUGCACUUGGCGUCCUUGCGAGGGUUUCGUAGUUCCGUGUCAUCCGCUACCUUUGUAAGUGUUUCGCGACGUAAAUUAUAACGGAAAAAUUGUGGCACGUAUACGUACACAACGCAUUUUCGCUACUCCUGCGGGAUAAUAAAUAAUAACGUUAUCAUUCAUCCUCGUUGCAACUUUUAUGAUCUCGUAACUAAUAUUCGCGCGUGUAUACGUAUGUAUGUGUGCAAGUGUGCGAACGUGAGCGAGGGAAAACGAUAACGGCGUCCAUCGGCGCGUCUCUAUCGAGAGGAAAUAGAGAAUGAGCCAACUAGAUCAAGACAAAAGUAUGGACAAGAAGGAAAUUGCCGAGGAGGAAAGGGAGAAGAUGUUAAAUGCUGAGAAUACAAAGCAUACUAGCGCCACACCUGCGACCGAUUUUGAAUCAGAGGAACAGAAACCGAAGAAGAAGAUACCGAUCGGCGGGAUCAAGAUGCCCGGAUUCUGCCGUACGAAGAGCAAGGAACCAUGCAAGGAUGAUGAGACGAAACCGGCAGAAUCCACGGGUGCAGAAUCAGCCUCCGCAACAAAGGAGAUCGAGCAAAACGCCUCGUCUGUGGAAAAGCCCUCUACGCCUACUAAGAAUUCUAAGGAGAAGGAAGGACGAAAGGGGAUUUUGGAUGCUAUUCGAAUACCUCUGGUAUCAUCGGUUUUUCCGAGGAGAAAAAAAGAUGUCGAUGCUGAAUUAGGACAAACCGGUGCUGCUGGAUUAGCGAGUGUUGAAACACUUGAUGAUGGUGCUGAGAAGAGCCCUAUUGCUAAGGAGGAUGGCAUGGAAACUGUUCGGCUCGAUGGAGAAAAUGGGCCCGACCGUGUCGAAUCGCCAAAGCAUCCUUUAUUGUUCUGCAUAUCCAUGCUCAGAAAACACGUGGUUGUCUCAGUGGUGAGUCUGCUAAUCCUGCUCAGCGUCAUCAUUAUCAUUUGCAUCGCCUGUGCCGGACCUAGAAGAAUCUCCACCCAACCCCUAAAGAAUGGCAAAUAUAUCGAGGCGGUGACAUCGUGCGGACCGGUGCAGGGAAUUCUAGAGGACGGCGCUUACGCAUUCCGCGGUAUUCCGUACGCGAUGCCACCGGUCGGUAAUCGUCGCUGGCAACCACCCGAAUCUCUAAGUCGUAUCGAACACUGUUGGAACGGCACUUAUUUGGCGCACAACGCCUCAGAGAGCUGCUGGCAGCGCGAGACAUCCGGUCGCAUGGACGGCGUCGAGGAUUGCCUCUAUCUUGACGUAUUUACACCAAUGGUCGGAUACGAUUAUCCAUUACCUGUGGUCGUUAUGAUCGGCGCCGAGACCUUGAGUGGCGGCUCACCCGGAGUAAUGCAACCUUCAGCUAAGCUGGCGCGUGUCCGCGACAUCGUAUUCGUGCGACCAAAUUUCCGGAUGGGAGUUUUCGGGUUUCUAGCGGUCGAGCCUCUCACUAGAGCGACGCAUCCUCCAACUUCCGGCAACUACGGACUGUCAGACAUUAUAGCGGCUCUUCAAUGGGUACAGUUGAACAUCGAAAACUUUGGCGGUAACAAGUCAUCCGUUACUUUGUGGGGACAUCGAGCGGGUGGCACUCUUGUGACAACGCUGAUCGGCUAUCGUAAAGCCAAAAAUCUAUUCUCGAAGACGUGGAUAUCCAGUGGUAGUGCGAUUUUCCCAGGCAAAGAGCUGGAUAAAUAUGAGGCCAUGAACAAACAGUUCCUUGACUCGAUUCGCUGUAGCGAUGCUGCUUGUCUUAGAAGUAAGAGUGCCGAAGAUCUCAUGGACGCCGUACCAGAGACGUGGUACGUAGGUAACAUAGGUCUACCGGGAAUGAAGGAAGGAGGACUCUCCUAUGAAAAGAGACACGAAUGGCUCGUUCUUGAUGGCACGAUUCUCCAAGAGCAUAUUGGCCGGAUAUUGUCGCAAGAAAAUCUUACGGUGAAGGUGGUGAUGGGUACUACCGCGCACUCCGGCACUCCAAUACGAUACUUGUCGCCGAACUCCACUCUUGAGACUUCGCAAGUUGAGAAUAUGGUACGAGAAUCCUUACUUGGAACAUCGGGCUUUGCAGAUGAAGCUCUGAGACGUUACGGCAAUACAUUGAAGGGAUUGGUCACAAUGAUCUCUGACAUCCGUGUAGUGUGCCCAUUGCUGACUCUCGCCAGGAUGAGGACCAACAUACCCUUUUAUGUGGCCACUCAGCCACGCCGACAAUACCUGGCCGAUCCCGACAGCGACGCCGCAGCCAUUCUGGGGACCUACGCUGCCGUCACGCCCGAGGAAAAAAGACACGUGUCGGCAAUGCAACAGCUGUUCAACCAUUACGUGUGGCAUAGUGAAGUCGCGCAGGUCGACAAAUCGGGCGCGAAGCGAGUCUUGAUCGUUGCUCAGGACACGUUGCUUGCGCAGGGUUACCCGAAUUGCGAUUUUUGGAUAGAGAAGAACAUUGUCCCCAUGUACGGUCGAGUUGAUUAGAAAAGCUCUCGUCGAUGAGUGCGUUGUGAGUCUGUGUGCUAGGAUUUAUGGAAAUCUGCACCGCGAAUAUUUAUGAAUUAGCCAUUGAUUUCUGCGGACAUUGAUUCUCAUGAUACAGAUAUUUAGUAAAUACUGACUAACAGUAACAUAAUAUUGUUGCUGUUGAUUAGUGUGUGUAUUUACUAGAAUAUACAUUUUGACUACUUAAAUAUCGAUAUAAACGUUCAAGAGAUUAACGCAGAUUAACAAACAAGGAUUAUGCCUUUGUGGUGCGACGUAUAAGUAGUACCUGUCUUAAUCAUGACAAUUAAUUAAUGUAAAGUCAAAAUAUAAAAUAGCGAUUAAAAAGGAAAAGGAUAAAGACAUUUUUAUGUAGAUAUCCGAGUACAAUGCGAGUUCGUUCUCAAGCCUGAAAUGAUAAUAAUAUUUUACAAACAUAGUAAUGAAAAAUGAAUGUUGUUCUUUGUAUCCAAGAGACAAACACAUUUGACCAUAGGGCCUUUUAUGUAUGUAUAUAAGUGUGAAUCAAAUUGUGUAAUAUAUUGCAUGAGGGCAGUAAAAUGCUCUAGGUAAAGUACAAAAUCAAUAAUAAGACGAAGACAUUAAGUAAAAAUUAUUUUAGAAAAAUAAAAUUUAUUGUGAUUUCAAUACACUUUUGACGAUAACUUUAUAUUAAUUUCUAUCGUGACAAUAAUUUUAAAUAAUUUUUUGGUAAAAAAAAGCACUAAAAUCAUUGCUAUAUUAGAAUAAAUCAUUAUCUCAUUUGAUACACUUUUGAUGAUUUUGUAAUGAAUUCUUGAUAUCGCAAACAAUAUGAUUUAAAAAGUCUCAAAGCCGUCUUAUGACUCGAUUUUAGACUUCGUGUUACUUGAGCAAAAUUUUGUUAAUUUUUUAGUUUAAAAAUUACUUUUAAAUGACUUUAAAAUGAUUUUAAAUUACUUUACUCACAAAAUUAUUUCAAAGUCAUUGCCAUAUCAGGCAAGAAUUUAAGAAAAAUUUUAGAAAAAAUUAUAAUUUUACUUAAUAUUCAAUACUCAAUGACAAAAAUUUACUACAUAAUUAUCGUCAAAGGUAUAUCGAAUGAGAUCAUGAUUUUCCGAAAAUUAUUUCUGUUUAGUGUCGUUCUGAUCUUAUAAUAAUUUUGUAUUCUACUUAAGUGUAUCAAAGCAGACACAUAGAAAGAUACAAGCGCAACUUGAAUAAAAGAAGAAUUGAUAAUUCGGCUUAUACAUAUUACACGUAUAUUAUACAAUUAUAUAUUUUUGUAAAACGUAAGUAAAUAACCGCGAAAAGGAUAAAAGGAACAACAAUUUUAGUCUAUUAGGAAUUUUGGAUCAAUCUUAUUUCAAAAAUUAUAAAUUUCUCAAAUUUGAAUUCUCUCAGGACUCGAUACAAUUGAGAAAUUUGGCUUGUUAUACGUAAUUAUAAAUAUAUUGUAUUAUUUAUAAAUUUUUUAUAUUUUCAGCUUAUAUGUGGAUGUAAUGUAGCAUUAAAAAAAAGUCUCAAAGUAUAAACCUAAGUUAGUUGGCAUCGAUUACCACCUCGGCGAGAACGAAUUCGUAUUGCUACACAUAAAAUGGACCAUGUGCUUUUCUGCUACAGAAAAUAUUUUUGAAUUGGGGAGCUUUAUCUUUCUGAAGAACCAUGCGGGAUAUAUGCGUUAUAUCGCAUUUGUGGAAGCAAUAUUUUAUCGGAAGAUUUUAGCUUCCCAAUAAACGCCAAUUAACAACAACAUAAUAUCAAUUAUAAUUUCAUACUUAACAAUAUAACUUUUAUGUAUAUGUAUUAUAUUGCAUUUAUAUUGUUGAGUAUGAACAUUUGUAACAAUUAUGUUAUGUUAGUUGUUUAUUAGAUUUCUUCAUCAACGAUUCUUUUGUACGAAAAAACAAAGUUUUUAUUGUCGAUAUUUUUUUACACAUUUAUAACUUAAAUAACAAAUUUAUAACUUGAAGAAAGUGGUUCUUUUUCACUAAUGAGAAAACUACAGACUGAACGAAUAUUAUACACGACUAAUAGUUGUCUAAGAAAGUCCUUGUGGAGGCUUUUUACAUUAUUCAGACUGAAGUUGCCAAAUUUGGUACUUUUUAUACUACGUAUCGUCUACUCGAAUCAUAAAGAUUCUACUAUUACAUAGUAUUUUCAGACUUCACGUAUCUAAAGAUAUAAAGAUAACGAAUAACAAAAACCUUGUCAAUAGCUUUUCUGCGCGUUUCUCUUUCGUAAACGUGAUUCGCGGCCCAGAAAUAAUAAUCUUGAUACUCUAUAAAUUUAUUUUUUACAUUUUUACGACUUACGAUUAUUAUUCAAUGUAUUAUUAAGCAUAAUUUAUUUUCAAUAAUAUAUUUAUAUGUGAUAACAUAGCACUUACUCAAGAAACCUGUACGUUAUUUUAUUUUAUAGAUAGAUCAUUUUUGCAUAAUUAACCAAUUUCUAUUACUUUAAUAUCACUUAUGCAAAUAGGACAAUGUCAUUUGUGACAAAUAUCUGUUGCGACUGAUGUUCUGACUGAUUGUGAUUGGGAAUAUAUUAGAGUUCUGAGUGUGCAUUGCUAGUAUAUGCGUACGCGGAAGACAUUUAAAUCUUCUAAGAAUAUUUAGCAACGAAACCGCACGCAUUGAGAAAAAAGUUAACUUGAUUAAAAUUUCCAAUUUAAUUAUUUCUUUAGUUUAAAUAUUUGUGUAUUUAAAUCAAAUACAUAAAUUCUUUAGUUCAAGUAUUUUAGACACACACACACACACACACACACACACACACACACACAUACAUUUCAGCUACAGUUUAAAUAUUUUAGAUAUUUAAGAAAUGCAUAAAUAUUUGAACUAAAUAUAGAAAUGCUUGAAUCAAAGAAAUAUAGUCAAAUUGCAAAACUUAGUCAAGUUAAUAAAUUUUUUUUCAAUGUAAUAUACAGAAUGAUAUAAAAGUCUGGAAAUGACUAAUUAUCUCUGAAAUUAUUGGUUUUAUGGAAAAAUAUUUCAGACAAAAUAUAAAUAAAAGAA